Molecule: messenger RNA, 1701 nt
Organism: Cynara cardunculus var. scolymus (artichoke)
Lineage: Eukaryota; Viridiplantae; Streptophyta; Magnoliopsida; Asterales; Asteraceae
Product: cytochrome P450 704C1-like
Exons: 7
Coding region: 1-1551 (516 amino acids)
Molecular function (GO): monooxygenase activity; oxidoreductase activity, acting on paired donors, with incorporation or reduction of molecular oxygen; heme binding
Source: RefSeq, a predicted model, not a curated record
AUGGCAACUUCCAUGGAUUUUCUCUCAAAUUCAAUCUUCAUACCUUUAUUUCUUCUUCUUUUAGUCUAUAUCUACCAUCAAUCACAAAAAUAUGGGAAGAAAACGAAGACGUACCACCCAUUUGGCGGAACUAAGUUUAAUCAACUCAUCAACUAUCGCACGUUGCAUGAUUACAAUACUAAUCUUGCCACAAUAUACAAAACUUAUAGAGUGUUUAACCCUUUUCGCGGUGAGAUUUAUACAUCUGAUCCUUCAAUUGUGGAGUAUAUCCUCAAGACAAAUUUCAAAAAUUAUGGCAAGGGAGCGCAUAUCAACAACAUCCUAAAGGAUCUACUUGGUGAUGGAAUAUUGACAGUCGAUGGUAACGAAUGGCGAGAACAGAGGAAGGUAUCAAGCCAUGAGUUCUCUACGAAAGUGUUGAGAGAUUUUAGCAGUGUAGUCUUUAGAAAAAACACAAUAAAAGUUGGCAACAUUUUGUCAGAAGCAGCAAAUAGCAAUGAAAAAAUCGAUAUAACUGACUUGUUCAUGAAAGCAACGACGGAUUCAAUAUUUAAAGUUGGUUUUGGAAUUGAUGUUGACAACAUUAGUGGUUCAAGUGAAGAAGGUAUUAGAUUCAGUCGUGCCUUUGAUGAUGCAAGUGCGUUGAUUCUUCGAAGACUUUUUGACAUGUCAUGGAAGAUGAAGAAGGCUUUGAAUAUUGGAACAGAAGCAGAGUUACAGAAAAAUAUCAAAGUGAUUGAUGACUAUGUUUAUAAGUUGAUCCAGACCAAGAUUGAGCAAAUGCACAACACAAAGGAUGAUUCAUUGUUCAAGAAAGAAGACAUUUUGUCGAGGUUUUUGCAGAUCAAGAAUACAGAUCCAAAGUACAUACGAGACAUAGUAGUAGCGUUUGUACUUGCUGGUAAAGAUCCUAUAGCAACUACUUUGUAUUGGUUCAUUUACAUGCUUUGCAAACAUCCUCAUAUUCAAGAUAAAGUUGCAAAAGAAAUUAAAGAAGCAACCAACAUUAACAUGAAAGAAUUAGAGAUCACAAAUGUUGCGGAGUUUGCAGCCUGUGUGAGUGAGGAAGCUCUUGAUAAAAUGCAAUAUCUUCAUGCAAAUUUAACGGAAACCCUCAGACUCUAUCCUGCCUUGUCGAUGGACGUAAAGAUAUGCUUUUCAGAUGACGUUCUACCAGAUGGUUGUAAUGUUGAGAAAGGGGAUAUGGUAUUUUACUUGCCAUAUGCAAUGGGAAGGAUGAAGUCCAUAUGGGGUGAGGAUGCACAUGAGUUUAGACCAGAAAGAUGGCUUGAUCGAGAUGGUUGCUUCCACCCAGAGAGCCCCUUCAAGUUUACAGCUUUUCAGGCGGGACCUAGAAUAUGUUUGGGCCGAGAUUUCGCAUAUAGGCAAAUGAAGAUAUUCUCUUCUAUCUUGUUGGGUUGCUUCGUGUUCAAGUUGAGCGAUGAAAACAAAAUCCCAAAGUACAAAACCACAAUCAAUCUUCAGAUCGAUGGCCCAAUGCAUAUUUGUGUUUCCAAAAGAUACGGAGCAGACAAAGCCGAGAGCAAUUAAGGGAAAUAUAAUGUAAGGGCAUAUGUUGGAAGUGACAUUGACCUUGAAUAUAUGUCAUUAUCUUGUGUUGCACCGAAUAAUAUAACUACUAUGUUUGAUCUAUUUGGUAUAUUAACAAUGUUUAAGUUAUUAUGAUGUUUUAACUCUUUU